Caenorhabditis auriculariae is the source of this 1565-nucleotide messenger RNA. The record is from the annotation of a GenBank genome assembly. NCBI's taxonomy places the organism in Eukaryota, Metazoa, Nematoda, Chromadorea, Rhabditida, Rhabditidae.
AUGUCCGUUCCGGCAGUCAGUCACCUGCUCGCCGCCGUCGUUUCCAUUGUCUAUGUAUUCACCUGUUCCGGGCCCAGCACCAUAUGAUGACGGACUGCCUCGUCUGUUUGCAUGCGUCGACUACUCAAUUUACACAUAGAUGCAGGUUGACCACGCCUACUUUUGCGCACUGAAACAUGUGUCUUUCCUGGACUCCCUUUCGAGAUUUCGUCGCUUUUCAAUUGCCGGCAGCUCUCACGGGGAUUCUCCUUGUUUCUUCCGCCCCUCCGAAAUUGAUCAGAUGCCAUUCGCAACGUUCAGUAUAGUCUAAUUUUUUCUUGACCUGAUUCCCUUUGGAGUUUUUUAGAACUUGUAAGGUGAACUGAAAAAAAUGACUACCGCCGCAUUUUUUGAAUUAUUUCUUUUAAACCUUCUGAAAAAAAAGGAAUUGGCGGUUUUUGAUAUUUCAUGCGCAAAUUUGUUAGCAGUUAUUUUACUGUUUUUGGAGGAAGUUCUCUAAAAUUUUCUUCUUAUUGGAAAUUAUUGAAAUUUAUUUUUAAGUUCUAAAGAGUGAGUUUCUCCCAAGUGUAACAUUCCAUUCAUUUUUUCUAUCAAAGCUUCUGUUUGAUUUAAAAGUUGGACUGUCUUUAUAGAGUUUCAUUCAGGCUUCUGGUGCUUUUGAAGGCGAGCAAACCGAUUUUUCUUUUAACUAAACUCUGAUAUUUGAAAUAACUUACGAUAUUACCAGCAAUAAAUGUCGAAGGAAAAACUACCUUUUUGCAAAAUUCCAUUCAAAUUUUUUUUUUAGUUUGCCCAAUACUGAGUGAAAAUCAUUUUUUGAUGAAGUUCUCGAUACGAUGAGCGAAAAAGUACGUAGACAGAAGAAAUUCAGGCGUCUACGUUGUAUUUUCAAGCUAAUGGCUAAUGAUGAAUAACAAAGCUGAAUCCCAAAAAGGAAAAAAAAGGGGGGCUAGGGGUUGUUUUGAUCGGCUCUGUUUUCGGGAAGAUUAUUCGAAAGGCAGACAAUGACAUUUCGAAACUGAUUGAGACGAACCGUGUCGAGGGAGUUUCAACUUGAUUGGACUACAAAAGAGGAAAGUGUUCGGCAGCGUUUUGACGACGGACGACGGGUCGUCGCCCUCCACUUCCGGUGUGCUCCAUUCGUCGCGAAUUCAGUCGUUGCCUACUCCAUUUCUCUCGCUGCCCACCACUUCUCUGCCUAUUGUGGCGUGCUUCUCUUGUUUCGCUUUUUUUUCGGGUCUUGUUUGGAAAAAUGGCCCACUUUGGAGAGUGCCUCAAAUUUGUAUGCCAACCAAUGCUCGUUUGCGACUCGGUGGUUUUUUUUUUGUGGAACUGGCUUUUCAUCGAACUCUCUUUCAGAAGUUGCUCAUGUUAGCAUAAAGUUAUACCUUGAAAGCUUGAAGUUGCAAGUUGGAGUAGCUAACGACUGAAUGAGAUAUUCAUGCCGUUUUUGCGGUUUCACCUGUUUUUGAGCCUGGAAAGAGCCCAUCACACACACACCGCCUAUUUUCGUCAAUCCGAGGGCCAUUGUUGCCUUCAACUCUCCUUUCCUUCAUGUCGUCUGA